GCCAAUAAACUCCAUUAAAGAAGAAGAAGAAGAAAAUGGAAGCAGCAGAAGAAGAAGCUUAAAGAGUGAUUUCCGGGGUUUCUCUACAGUCGUAGUUCUUCUGGUUGUGAACUGUUAACUGAGGGACUUUGUGUUUGUAGCGCUCCGAGUUCAGUUUGACUGAGUCUAAAAACUCAGGAAGGAUCUCCGCUCCAUGGACUGUCAUUGGAAAGUUUAACAGUAAUCCAGACCAUCUCCAAGUCCAGUUCAGACGGACCCAGAACACGCAGAUCCGCUCCAGAACCGGCUUUUCGGACCUGAGACACUUUGGUGAGUCGACAGUUCAGAUCAUAGAAGACUAUGGUGAAGUUUAACGGAGACAGAUAAUCUCUUUAGGAGACGAUAAUCAGAUAAGAAACAUGUCUGCUGAUGUUUGGAGAGAUCUCAGUUUAACAGUUGGACCUGAUCGAAGAGAAGAAGAAGAACUUUUUUAAUCCCUGAAGGGAAAUUCAAUUGUCCGUUUUCUCACACAAUAUGCCUCUAAAAGUUAUCUACUAUUUACACAAGAGUUAUAAAGCCUGAUGUCUGUUGGUCCAAAGAUCUUCUGAAUCUUUCUGUCCUGCAGUGAAGAGAGAGGAGCCGUCCACCACCAUUGGCGCUUUGGUCCAUCAAGGUGUUGUGAAGUGGGUGAUCCAUGUUCUUUAGAAUAGUCUCCACCUUCCUCAGUGUAGAUCUCUCCACCACAUCCUCCACAGAGCCAGCCUUUUUCAAAAAACAUAAAACAUCUGCAGCAUCUAACUACAGAUGUCUAUUGAUCGGAGUCUUCUCAGGCAAAAGAGGCGGCUCUGCCCCUUUCUGUAGAUGAAGUAGAUCCAGUCACUGAAGGCUCUUAUCAGAUCUCUGUAUUCAGCUUCUUGUCCAUUUCUGAUACAUGCCACAAUAGCGGUGUCAUCUGAGUAUUUCUGGAUGUGUCAGGACUCAGUGCUGUAUUUGAAGUCUGACGUAUACAGUGUGAACAGGAAUGGUAAUAGCACUGUCCCUUGUGGAGCCCCUGUGCUGCUCAUUAAUGUCCCAGAAACACAGUUCCCCAACAAACUGUGGCCUUCCUGUCAGGUAAUCUGUGAUCCAGGGUUCUGAGUUCUGGGUGUGAUUUUCUGAAAAUGAAACAUUUUCAUCAGUUACAGUCUGUAAAGUCAAACUCUGUGACAUGGAUUUGAACUGAGGUGCCACAGUGUGCUGUUUGUCAAACCAUCCUUGGCGGAGACGUCCUAAUCUCAGGACGUUCAUUUUUGAAGCAUAUGAAAGUCCAGUUUUCCCCUCCAAACAGUCUCUCUUGCUCUCCUGUUCUCUCCUAAAUCCCCUUGCCUGUUUGUUUCAGAUCUUCACCCCAUCUGGUGUGUGUACACAGCAGACCAUGAUUGAACCGGAGCUCUUAACGGAAGUUCCAGCGGCACUGAAGCGGCUCGCCAAGCAGGUAGUAAGAGGUUUCUAUGGGAUCGAGCACGCUCUGGCCCUGGAUGUGCUGAUUCGCAAUCCGUGUGUGCGAGAAGAGGACAUGCUGGAGCUGCUGAAGUUUGAUCGUAAGCAGCUUCGCUCGGUACUCAACACCCUGAAGUUAGACAAAUUUGUCAAGUGCCGUAUGAGAGUAGAAACAGCUGCUGAUGGGAAGACAACAAGACACAACUACUACUUCAUCAACUACAGGUGAUAAUCUUCUGUUGUGUUUGCAUGUGAUGGUAAUAAUAGACCUUCUUCUGUAUCCUGCAUCCUGAGCUUUACCUCCAUAACUUUUUAGGGUUUUGGUGAAUGUGGUCAAAUAUAAACUGGAUCACAUGCGGCGGCGAAUUGAGACGGAUGAGCGAGAUUCAACCAAUCGUGCCUCGUUCCGAUGCCCUUGUUGUCUCUCCACUUUCACAGACUUGGAGGCUAAUCAGCUGUUUGACCUCGCCACUGGUAAGCAUUAAAACGUGCAGUGAAAAUCAGUGUAUGUAGCACAUUUGCACCUUGUCAUUUAAUGCCUGAAAGAGUGAAUGGAUUUCAGCAGGUCAUAAAGUUGUCUGACUGUAGCUGAAUGCAGAGCUCAAAUUUAAGAUCACAUGAUUGGUUUGCUUUCAGCUUUGAUUUUUUUUGGUUUAUUUUAAAAAACUGUUUCUUGUGUGUCUGUAUCAGACAGAAUUGAGCUCCACUUUUCUGCAGCUUUGACUCAAAAAAGACGUUUUUUUCUUAAAUCGAACUGAACAGUCACCUCUCACAGGUGCCCUGGUCUCCCUCGCCGUGAUCCUGCAGAGUGUAAAACAUCUGAGAGGUGGUGGUCCCUGAUCAUGAAUUAAUUGAUACAGUGGACAUAUCAGCAAAACAAAGGAAACAGUCAAAAGUGGAUAAGUUGUACCUCUUAAUAAUGUCACAGUCAGUGUGUACAGUAAAAGCAGUCACACAGUAAGAUAUGUUCUUCUUACAUUCAUCAGGCGAGCUCUGACAACUCUGGAAACCUUUCUUGGAGUAGUGUGUGUUUAAACAACUUUGUGAACUACGUACAUGUGAACUACAUCAAUUUUUACACAGGACCACAUGAGAAACUUGAACUGUGUUGGAGGGCCGAACCAACUACAACCUCAACUUCAAAUUAGGCGUGUUCACACAUACAGAAAAGCAAGCCCAAAUAAGCAACUAGUAGUUAAAAACAGGCCCAAAAGAAGCGCAUCCGCGACUCAUGAAUUUUACAGAGAAACAAGCCUAAAGUCGUUUAUGAUAAGCCGACUUUGCAACUAUAAAGCGUCUAUGAAUAUUUUGCCAAUGUUUAAACUUGUCUCUGUUCACAGAUCUAGGAUGUAUGCACGUGCGUCCAAACGGAAAUAAAACAACGGCUUGAUUUUCAAAAUAAAAGCAACACACUUGCAUGACAGACCUCAGGAAGGGCCGGGCAGGGACAUCCAAAGGCCCGGAUGUGGACCUCGGGCUGUAAAAUGCCCAGAUCUGCUCUAUACAGUCUCUGGUUUCACACUCACACCUUUUCUGUUGGGCCAAACAGAAUUUACUGAGCCUGACAUCGUCUUCGGCUCUCACAGACUGCUUUUGUUUGUCUUCAAUAAGAAAUAUCACAUAACCUGAACCACAAUAUGGAAAACAUGAAUAAAGGAAGCAGGAGAGAGAAGCCAUCACUGACCACUGAGCUUGUUUCUGAGGAAGAGGAGGGGGCAAAGAGGACAUGAUCACUGUUGAUGAAAGUUUUAAUGCAUGGAUAGUAAUAAAGAGUAUUUCAGAGUUAAGGUAAAAUGCUGAACAACAACAAGAACUAUAUGAGCAGCUGAACAUGAUGCCUUUCUUGACCACCCACAGGUACGUUUCGCUGCACUUUCUGCCAAACAGAGGUAGAAGAGGACGCAUCGGUCUGUCCAGAUGCAAGAACCCUUGUGGCACGCUUCAACGAACAGAUUGAACCCAUCUACGCACUACUACGCGAGACAGAAGACGUGAACUUAUCCCAUGACCUCCUGGAACCUGAGCCUGCUGAGAUCCCUGCCCUGAAACAGAGGUAAACCUCACAGACAUACAACACUGUUCCACUCUUUCACAGUCAGCAUCACAUUCAUGUAGAAAGAUAAAGGUUUAUAAAACAAAGAUAAAAGUUCACUGCAGUAAAAAAUGCUUCUGUUAGAUAUCCUUACGUAUGUUUGUGCUAUAAGCAUUUAUUUUCUGGAGGCGUAGUAGAGGUCCAAACUUUUGGCCUGUAUACAUUAUUAUUUACAUAUUUAAUUUCUGCUGUAAGCGGUCAUUUCACAGAUGUUUGUAAUUCUUCUCCAAUAGCCGUGAACGUGCUGCAGCAUCAGGACCAAACGCUGCAAGCGGACCGCAUCGUGAAGCCUGGUCAAACAAAGGCUCGUCUUAUGCCGACCUGUACACCCAGAAUGUGGUUAUUAGCAUGGAGGAACAGGAGGAACAGCUGAAGCAGGCUAACGAAGGCAAAGCACCCAAGGAAAGGCCGGUCUGGUUGACCCAGAGCACUGUACAAGGUGCUUACAGUGAGCCUGACAUCCUGAAGAACCGUGAGUAUGGUCUUAUCAGUAACCAGAGCGUUUCAUCAUAUUUAAAACUUAGUGUGCAGGAGGACAUCUGUGGCAACCAGCUCCACAUAACUGUUGAAUUAACAGAAUAAGAAUAUUUAGUUGACUUCACCAAAAUUACACUUUAGCAGCCCACCUCACAACAGAAACCACUACGGGAAAUUUUUAGUGAAAAAUUUUUAAACUUCAGUCAGAGUUAAAAGAACUUAUCUACAGUCACAGAAUUGUUUUUAAGACCUUGUAUUUAAACAGGUGCAGACAUGGCGCCCAAAGCCCAGGAUGGAGAAGCUGGUCAUCGGAUCGCUCAGGUAGAUGACAAUGAGGAGGUGAUGCGCGCCCUGCUCAUCCAUGAGAAAAGAGGUGCGGCAUCAGGUGGUGGAGGUGGAGCAAGCGCUGCCAGCAGGGCGCUCACCUCUGCCACAGCGAACGCCAGUGACUCUGACAGUGACACCAGCGAAUCAGAUGACGGCUCUCCUUUAGUUCCUUCCACUGCCACAGCUGCUCACCAUCAGGCUGAUGAGGAAGAGGAAGAAGAUGAUGAGUUUGAGGAGGUGGGGGAUGAGCCUAUGGUGACGGUGGGGGGUCGACUGUUCUCAUACCGAGAGGUCAGCCAGAGGCCAGAGCUGGUGGAGCAGAUGUCUGCACAGGAGAAGGAAGCCUACAUUGAAAUGGGACAAAACCUUUUUCAUGAUAUGUACUUCUGAUCACACAUUCACUGUCACAGAUGUGUUCAUUAAGAGGCACAAGGUGAAGCUGUUGGAGGGGUUAGGGUUGAUCUCCAUGAAGCAGAUGUCUGAGAAUGAAAGCACAGCAUGUUGGUCAAUAAGUUCUACUGCGGUCUACAUCCUGCUCUGUGGUAAUAAAAACUAAUGACAUUGACAGUGUUUAAUAAAUGACUGUACCUUUUAUUA
Messenger RNA from Xyrichtys novacula (pearly razorfish), 4951 nucleotides. The record is from the annotation of a GenBank genome assembly. Lineage: Eukaryota; Metazoa; Chordata; Actinopteri; Labriformes; Labridae.